This is a messenger RNA of Xenia sp. Carnegie-2017, 1848 nucleotides long. RefSeq names its product peroxisomal membrane protein PEX14-like. Gene Ontology annotation, molecular function: signaling receptor binding. Lineage: Eukaryota; Metazoa; Cnidaria; Anthozoa; Malacalcyonacea; Xeniidae. Gene Ontology annotation, cellular component: peroxisomal membrane; peroxisomal importomer complex. Bases 638 to 1600 code for a protein of 320 amino acids. The transcript is spliced from 11 exons. Gene Ontology annotation, biological process: protein import into peroxisome matrix, docking. The record is from RefSeq and is a predicted model, not a curated record.
UCAAUAGACAAUUUAUUUUUGAUGACAGUUGUUGUUCGUGCGCGUUUGCAUUGCAAGUAGUUGGUUUUGAAAGUUGUCAAAAAAGUAGAAUAGCAAGGCAACGGAACGUAAUCUCAUACAACGAAUUGAGUCCAUUCUUAGAAUUCUCCAUGUUGAGUUGCCGGAAUCAGUUAGGAAAAGCAUUCUUGUGUUAUUCAUUUGAAAAAUACUAAGAUAAGUUGCCCCUUAACAAUAGCUGCACGGCAUUGCAAGAUUUAAAAAUUACUUCCGAUGAUCACGCGUAGUACUUGUCGAAACGUUUAGAACAAAUUACGUUUACUUUUUACGGAGUGUCAAUUGUUUUGUGUUUUACUAAAGUUACACGAUUUCACCACAAAAAUGUGCGUUGAGUUUUGUUCUAGGAAGAAACCCUUGCUGUUGAUGGGUAAGGUGGAAUCAAUUGACAUAAAGAAACUUUGCAUUAUUUAAGUCCUUACAAAAUUCAAUCCAUUCUGCACCACUUCUGCACCCAUGGCACCCAUUGAGUUCUUUUAUAACUCAAUGUGAGACCUUACCACCCUCACCCAUUGCCCUCACCUCAAUACCUGACGUCAUAAUGUAAUGGGAACUACCGCUGAAUGAGCCUGCAAGACAAAACAUGGUGGAUGAAAAUGAAAAAAAAGAUAAGUCCCAGGAAAAUGCGCUAAAGUCGCAGAAACAAAUUGAAACAGCGGUCAAAUUUUUGAACAACCCGCGAGUGAGGGAGACACCACUAAGCCAACGAAAGGCAUUUCUUGUCAAAAAAGGCUUAACUGAUGAUGAAAUCCAAAAAGCCAUUGAAAUUUCAGGAAAAGAAGAGAUAGCUAUUCCUCAAAAGUGCGGUGCUGCUCAAGUGUAUGCUCACUAUCCAGUUCAACCUCCACCCAAUUCAUUGAGAUUGCGUGAUUUUUUCUGGGUUGCUCUUCUUGGCGGAGGUGUGGGUUAUCUUCUUGCUCAUUUGGUCAAGAAGUAUCUUCUCCCAUUCAUUAUAAGUGAAACUAAUGAGAGUGACGAGAAAAUUGAUCUACUACAGACCUCAGUGCAUGAACUCAAAGAAAACCUAAGCCAAACAGUCAACAGUAUACAAGGGACUUUGGAAACGGUUCAGAAAAUGCUUCAAGAGCAGCAACAGAAAGUGCAAUCACUGUCUCUUAAUUUUUCUACUUCACAAGCUUGUCUGUCUCAAAGUAUGACAGAAAGUUACUCGUUGACCGAGAUCAAAUCUGAGCUGUCCUCAUUGAAAGGCCUUCUGUUGAACAGACGUCAAUUUCCAUCGCCUGUUGUGCAGUCAUCGCCGUUUCCCAGUAUCCCGGCUUGGCAGAGAAACGAUCCUCAAGUCUCUAGCGAGUCUGGCUCUGACGCAAUUACGCGAGGGAAAGAGCAAAACUCAGGUAUAUUGGAAAUACCUAGUGCCCAGUCUUUUAGUGCAAACUCGAUUGGUGGCAGUUGCGAGAAGACGGAGGAUGAACUGCCUGAUAAAAGCAUCUCGACGAUGUCAUCCGAAAUCGGAUCCUCGGAAAUCACCGAUGCGAGUGAUGUAAAGGAAAGGCUCUCUGAUUCAUAUAUUAAAAUACAAACAUAAAUAUAGUUCUAUCUUGAGUAAUUUAUUAAGGUGCAAAUACAUAAAUUCAACAUCAUUGUUAACUUGCAACUGGGGGAUGAUGAAAAAGAUACGGGAUUUAAACGAUUUUUUCAAAAGGGCAAUGAAAUUGGAGAGUUGGGAAAUUCAAUAUUGUUCUAAGUACUCUUAUGUACUCUGCGAAAGUUUGAUAAUUAAAUCUUUUGAUUGGUCGGUUUGAAUGAGAAGAGUCGACUGAUUUCCACUGAAAA